Messenger RNA from Prosopis cineraria, 1809 nucleotides. RefSeq lists its product as uncharacterized. The coding region runs from base 279 to 1637 and encodes 452 amino acids. NCBI's taxonomy places the organism in Eukaryota, Viridiplantae, Streptophyta, Magnoliopsida, Fabales, Fabaceae. The record is from RefSeq and is a predicted model, not a curated record. The transcript is spliced from 9 exons.
UGCCAAUAAUUAAUAAUUAUGUCUGAAAACUCAUUCAAUCAAUCAAUUCUUUCUUUUCUUCUGUCCCCUAAUCUCUACUCUAUAUUCCUGACCCUCUGACUUUAUUCUCAAAAGAUUCUUCAAACUUUCGAAUCCACCAUUUCUGAGUUCGUUUCUGGGUUCUCUCUCCCAUUUGUUUCCAAAAUUUUCCACGUUCCUCCACCAUCUCUCUGCUCGUCUCAGCCAAUUCUUCUUUCGGUCCUUACAGCGUUGGACCAACCGUGCUUCUCGUUUGCCGAAUGGAUUUCGAGCGGUGGCGAUGGCGGUGGUUUUUGGUGUUGAUCCGUGUUGUUGCUACUAGUGCUUUAGAACCCAAGCAGGAGGUUGUUUCUCGAAUUGCCUUCGGAUCAUGCUCCAAUCAAAGCGCUCCUCAGCCAAUUUGGGAUGCAAUAAUUGAUUUCCAUCCCCAGAUUUUUAUAUGGAUGGGUGACAACAUAUAUGGAGACUUGAAGCGGCCUUUUAAAAUCUUUGGACCAGAAAGGACAAUUGGGCCAUGGAAGAACGUUCCACGGUUUGUCCCUUCCUCUCAGCAAGAAAUGGAGGCUAAAUACAGGGAAGCCAAGACCAGUCCUGGCUAUUCUCAACUUCGAGAAAAAGCUGAGGUUAUUGGUACUUGGGAUGAUCAUGAUUAUGGAUUAAAUGAUGCAGGAAAAGAAUUUUCUGAAAAAAUCACCAAUCAAAAGCUGCUUCUUGACUUCUUAGAUGAGCCUCAAGAUAGCCCAAGGCGAAAGCAGGCUGGUGUAUAUGCAUCGCAUACAUAUGGUCCCCUGGGUAGAGACAUCAAGAUUAUCCUCUUGGAUACCAGAUACCACAGAGAUCCUAUAGGAAGUGAUGGAACCAUCUUGGGGAGUUCACAGUGGCUAUGGUUGGAGCAAGAGCUAAAGGGUCCAGCUACAGCCGUUACCUUAAUUGUAUCUUCUAUUCAGGUGAUAUCAAAUCUUUCAGCAGCCACUCACCCGCUGUUUGCUAUGGAAUCUUGGGGUCGUUUUCCUAAGGAAAGAGAUCGGCUUUUCAAAUUAAUAGCAGACAGUGAGAGGAAUGGAGUAAUCUUUAUAAGUGGAGACGUUCACUUUGGGGAAAUCACAAGAUAUGACUGUGCACUGGACUAUCCACUGUAUGAUAUAACCUCCAGUGGGUUAACUCAAUCAAUUGAGGAAGUAGUCCCACGUUCCUUGCUUUUUUUAGUGAGAUUCAUUGCAUGGUUAACCCCAUCUACAAUGAGAGUUAAGGGUCAGAACUGCAGAUACAAAUCUUGCAUAUAUGGCAAGCCUAAUUUUGGAACUAUCGAGAUAAAUUGGGAUUCUCACCCAGUGACGAUGAUAUUCAAAGUCAGGGAUGUAGAUGGAGUUGCUGUGACAGAUGUAAAUGUUUCGUUAUUGGAAUUACAGAAAUCAAAGGUUGAGGCUGGGAACAAAGAAAAAGCUAGACAUUAUGAGAGGCAUUGCUCUCUUGAAUCUAGUCUGCCAUGGAUCAUAAGAUAUCGUCUGGCUAUCCUUUUCUUUUCCAUCUUAGCUGUGUUGGUUCUUGUGCUCCUUGGGCUCGUUUAUGCUAUCAUUAAACUUGUCAGCUGUGGAGUCUCCAAACACAAGAAUGAUUGAGAUUUGUGGUUACUCUCCCCUCACACUCUUUUUUCUGAGUAAAAAUAGAACUGUCCUCGUGCAUUGCAAAGUAAUGCGAGAUGAGUUGCAUUGUUUAUAACUUAUGAAUAGCACGGCUUGUUAUAAAUUUUAUAUAGUAUAUGAUAUAGUGUUGAUUAUCACAAAUAUAUAA